Messenger RNA from Ectocarpus siliculosus, 273 nucleotides. The record is from the annotation of a GenBank genome assembly. NCBI's taxonomy places the organism in Eukaryota, Phaeophyceae, Ectocarpales, Ectocarpaceae.
AUGAUGCGUUUCUUCGCGUGUCUAGCCGCGUUGGUCGGCACCAAGGUGGUGUCCUCGCACCCUCUCUGUUUUUUCGACGACAGACAGCCGGAUUAUGACCAGGUCUUGACUUUCUGCGACAACUCGAUCACGUCGUACGGUGCCUGCUGCACGGACGAUGAGGAAGCCCUAGUGAUGGCCAACUUCAGCGCAGUGACGCCGGAAGGGGUGGAGCUUACCGGGGAUUGCUCUGAUCUCUACAAGCAGGUGGUUUUUUUAAUGGCUUCUGCAUGA